AUGCUGCUCUUUGUACUGCUGACCAGCUUUGUCCGUCAAAGUUGGAACCUCGGCGUCGCUUUCUUGUGCUUCUGGCUCUUCAUCGAGAAUUUGAUUUACGCUGUUAAUGCCAUCAUCUGGUUUGAUAACGCCGACGUCAAGCUUUAUGCAUACUGCGACCUUGUGACACGCGUACUGAUUGUCACGUUUGUCGUGAAGCCUAUGGCAACGUUGAUCAUUACGCGAAGACUGUACUUGAUUACCAGUCGGCAAUCUGUGAGACCGCCCAGUAAGGCCAUUGGGCGCAGAGAUUGUGCGAUUGAAUGGACGCUCGGGUUGGUUAUCCCUAUUCUCGUCGCAGGGCCUCUUUACUACGUAGUUCAAUGGCUCAGAUUUGAAGUGGAUGCGGGCUAUGGAUGUCGCAACGCCCCUGAACCCUCGGGACUCACAAUUCUACUGCUCUUGUCAUGGGCGGUGGUACCUCCUCUGGUGUCCGUACUCGUAUACUAUCCUCAUGUUGCCAGAAUCUUCUACCAUCAGCACCAGGACGUCAACCGCUUCCUGCGAAGCGACGGCCCCGAUUCGGUAUCCCGCGCGUCCUUCUUUCGGAUCCUCGCGCUUGCGAGCAUCGACACUCUUUUCACCUUGCCCGUAGGCAUCGCGAGCAUCACCUUGUCUGUGACAGCAGCCAUAGCUCAGGACUCCUUCCCAUUCUAUUUUGGCUGGGCAAGAAGCCACACGGAUUGGGAGCCCGCUAGUUUCACCCAAGCAGACAUUGCCUCGGUGGGGACAUCCAGUGUAGUCGAGCAUUACUUCACUCAAUGGACUUCCCCGGUCCUCGCGUUCGUCAUCUUCGGCCUCUUCGGCUUCACCUCAGAAGCUCGCACAUCGUACUGGAAAAUUGUCUGCGCCAUCUGCGGCUGGUUCGGCUGGAAGUCGGUGUCCCGUGCGCGCAGCGGCCCCGACUCGUCGCUGGGAUCCAUCGAGUUUGGUGCACGGGCUCCUCAGGGCUCCGUGUCAUUCGGUCUUGGAUCACAACCGGGGAUCGUCAUCUCGAAUGCGCAUGCGCGAGAGAUCGCCAUAGAAGGCAGAGGAGAGAAUGGAAUGGGCGAGGUGAAAGGAGGCAGUCUGAAUGAAGCUGUGGUAGAGGUAGCGCUUCAAGUACAAAAGGACCGAUCGUGUGUCACCCGUCCCGAGGAGGACCGGGAGAAUGCUGAGGCGGAAGCACCCGCGGUGGACGCGACGAGUGCAGUGUAG
Peniophora sp. CBMAI 1063 is the source of this 1236-nucleotide messenger RNA. The record is from the annotation of a GenBank genome assembly. Lineage: Eukaryota; Fungi; Basidiomycota; Agaricomycetes; Russulales; Peniophoraceae.